Messenger RNA from Penicillium alfredii, 918 nucleotides. Its product is annotated as thioesterase family protein. Gene Ontology annotation, molecular function: fatty acyl-CoA hydrolase activity. The record is from RefSeq and is a predicted model, not a curated record. The transcript has 3 exons. Bases 1 to 918 code for a protein of 305 amino acids. Lineage: Eukaryota; Fungi; Ascomycota; Eurotiomycetes; Eurotiales; Aspergillaceae.
AUGAUCCCCCGACCCGCACUGCAACAGCAGCUGGCUGCCCCGAUUUACUCAUCCUCGAUUAUAUCGCGUCGCCUGCUCUCCACAACCUCCCCCGCACAAGAUGCCCGCAGCGCAACGACUCCGCAGAACCCCCCGGCGAAACCUCACGCGAUCGACCCGCGAUGGCUGACCAUGAUGAAAAGGCGAGUUGGGCGAUGUAUGAUGUUUGGGCUGAAACCGGCGCAGAUCGACGAGGCUGGCAAGGUCCUGCAGCAACUGGCGCGCGACUGGCGGGAGCUCGUUGCGGGCAGCGAGGGAUUCUUGACGGAUGAGAAGAGACGGAGUCUGUUUCGACAUAAUGUGGUGUGGGGUGAAAUGGUGAGAUCCAAUGCGCUUGAUACCGAGCUUUGCCAUGUCAACAAUGUCACCUACGUGCGAUACGCCGAGUCCGCACGAGUGAAUUGGACACGCAACAUCGGCACCCACAUCGACCCAGCACACAAGAAAGAAUGGCUCAAUCUGGUCAAUUCCACCGGGAUCGGGCUCAUCCUGCGAAGCAUCAAGAUCGACUAUAAAUUUCCCAUGACCUCUCCAGACAAAAUCACCGUCUACCAGAAGCUGGUCCACGACCCCUCCUCGUCUCUGUCCUCGCAGUCUGCAUUCCAGCUCCAGGUGAUGAUCGUAUCAGAAGCGCGCCAACGGCCCGCUGCUCGUUGCCACGAGGAUAUCGUCACUUAUGAUUACAAGAAACUCCGCAAGACCCCGGAGCUUCCGCCGUUUGUCCUCGAGCAAUUCAAGCUAAUCUGGGAGCUCCAAGAGAAGGCCAAGGUGGAAUGGCAGCAGCGGAUUUCGGAUCUUGAGAAUCAGGUUCGGACUUUGGAGCUGGAAAGCUGGGACCGGCCAGAUGCGGUUGAAGAUACAGGCUCAGCAUCGCAGUGA